AUGUCUGGCGACACAUCGACAUCCUUGCCUGAACCGGUACAACAGACGCUUCGCCGCCACGCGAGCGCAAUCCACUAUGCCCUCCGCCACCUCCCCCCGAAGGCCACCACUCCACGGGAUGUUUUGCAGCGGUGGGAAGACGGCUUGAAGAGUGCGGUGCAGGCAAUCAGUGAGAUAUAUCCCGACCAUCACGCGAAUAUCACCAUUCUGCCGAAGCUUGUACUCGGCGCGCUAUACGAGUACGACUACGCCGGCUUCGUGGCCGAACAAGGUGUGCCAUACGUUCCCAAUCCUUGGAACGUCCGGGCGUUCGGGAAGGAGGAUCCCCGGGAGGAAGGCUUUCCCUUCAGCUACCCCAUUUCCGGCGAUGACGACUGGAAGAUCGGCUUCGUGCCCCUGAAGGACCUACAAGAUGGUUGGGUUUUCGAAUGGAAAAGCGGAAAGGAGACGCGAGAUGCUGCCGUCCUCGACUCACAAUUGGGUUGCAGUGGGGACGAUAUCAAGGAUGCGCCGCCGCCAUCUGCUGCGGAGCAGCUGGAGAAGCGUCGACGGGCGAAGGGGAAAUCCGUGGCACGGUCCCCACAACCCAGUGGCUCAGGUGGAGACGACGGUAGCCACGUCCAGGAUGUCGUCAAGCGGGGACGCACCCCUGGGCGUGAUGGCCAGGCGAAAAGGCCUGCGCGUGCCCAGCAGUUGGACUACGUGUCUCCCCCCGACACCAACAAGAAGCGCAAACGGCGUGGUGCAGAGAGCGACGAUGGUUCAGUGUCCCCCAGCCCACCGGUGAAUCCUCGCGGGCCUAACAAGCGGCUUGUGCGGAAGCCGUCGAGGACCCCGAGCAUGGCCUCUCGAGCGACAUCCCAUUCUAAAUCUCGUGCAACAUCUCCGGCGACAUCUCGGCCGUCCUCUCGCGCGUCCUCUCGCGCGUCCUCUCGCGCAUCCUCUCGGAUGACAUCUCGCGGCACGUCUCGUGCUACGUCUCGUGCCGCAUCGCGUGGGACGUCUGGGGGUCAGGCUCGACAAAAGAAACGCCGCAGUACCAGAAAGCAGAAGGCAAGUCCUUUUGUGCAUCACGAGAGGUACUUUCCCCCGCCAGUUCCUAUCAGCCAAUUCAAGACAUACUACCCGCUGGCGACGCUGCCGCAGAAUAUGAAAUGCGGCCCCUGCAAGCGGCAUGGAACACCAUGCGGGUAUCCAACAUCUGUCCUCGUCCGCACCCGCAUGCUUCGCGUGGGGAUUAUGACGGCCAAUCCGAACGUCUUCCGCGAUGUGACGUUGUAUUCGAGGAAGUGGCGCAAUGCACGGAAAGACGAUACCCCAACCUGGAUCAGAUAUCUCUCUGAGAUUUGGAGGGUUGCAGGGAAAGAAGAGCACGAGGCGGCACAGAAUCGCACUCGACCCGACACAUUGGAAUUCCGGGACAACGGCUUCAUUCCGUACCCUGUGGGCGCGGUUACGCUCGAUGACACAGAUGUUGCGCCAGGGGAUCCGGAAUGGAACCCCAACGACAGGAACAAGCCGAAGGGGCGGCUCUACAACGACAGCGAUGACGAGGAGGGCUUUUUUGAAACCGAAGAAGAAUGGCUGGAGCAGCUGCGUAAAGCGAACGAACCGCAGGGCGAAAAUGCUGGUAUGGAAGACAUUGCGCAGCCGCCGCGCCCUCGCAAACGGGCGCGAAUCCGCAGCCCGGAUGUGGAGAGCGAAGAAGAUAUGGAGGCGGAGAGCGCGCUGCCAGGACCCUCCGUAGCAAGGUACAACAUUCCAUCUCGAGUCCCAGGACGCGAUUUCUUCGCGAUUCCAGAGUCCACCCUGCCCUCUGUCGACGGGCACAAGCGUUGGGAAGGCAGAGCAGCAUCGCGGCCAGCGACCAUGGCCGACUUGGAGGCGAUUCGCACUGAGAUUGCCAACAACAGCGAGCUGGUGCGACGCACACUUGCACAGAACCAGGGGCUUCAAGAGGACGUUGCCGCGUUGACUGCCAGAGUCCUAGAGCUAGAGCAAGUCAACCAUACACUGAUGACGGCGCCGACGCUUCUCUCGCCUUUCGUGUUCGAUGCGACGGCGGACUUCAACGAACCGCCCCCUCCACCCCCCAUUUUAUGA
Epithele typhae is the source of this 2103-nucleotide messenger RNA. RefSeq lists its product as uncharacterized. The record is from RefSeq and is a predicted model, not a curated record. The transcript has 12 exons. Bases 1 to 2103 code for a protein of 700 amino acids. NCBI's taxonomy places the organism in Eukaryota, Fungi, Basidiomycota, Agaricomycetes, Polyporales, Epitheliaceae.